UGAGCUUUCGUGGUGCUAAUUUUAGUUUCGUUAACCGGUGGCUUCUCGGUAAGCAGCCCAAAUGUAUAAAUAACUAUUUAAAUAUUUAUUUCCUUAAACAUAUUUAUUUAAAGAAGACGCAUUUGUUUUGGAGAGAUGGAUUAUCCAAACCAGAGUGGGUUCAGACAGCAACCAAAUGUCAGGAUGCGAGGCACCACUAUGGACACCGGUGAUGCCAGUCCAUUAUUUGAUGACACUAGCGCUGGGGGGCACAAACACAGCAGAAAAAAUGAUACAGGACAGGCUUUCCUCUCAGACCCCAUGUCAAACCUGGCCAUGGCUUAUGGCAGCAGUUUGGCCUCCCACGGCAAAGAGAUGAUGGAUAAAAAUCUGGAUCGAUUCAUCCCCAUCUCUAAGUUAAAGUACUAUUUUGCAGUAGAUACAGUAUAUGUUGGGAAGAAGCUUGGAUUGCUUGUAUUUCCCUACAUGCAUGAAAACUGGGAGGUGAGCUACCAGCAGGACACACCAGUCGCCCCGCGGUUUGAUAUCAAUGCCCCUGAUCUAUACAUUCCCGUAAUGGGUUUCAUUACAUACGUCCUGGUUGCAGGCCUGGCCCUGGGCACACAGAACCGCUUUUCUCCAGAGAUGUUGGGCAUUCAGGCAAGCUCAGCUCUGGUCUGGCUCAUUAUUGAGGUUCUGGCUGUGCUCCUCAGUCUUUAUCUGGUGACAGUGAACACUGACCUCACCACUAUCGAUCUGGUGGCCUUUUCUGGAUACAAAUAUGUUGGGAUGAUGAUAGGUGUGGUAGCAGGCCUUCUGUUUGGGCGGACAGGAUAUUACCUCACAUUGCUUUGGUGCUGUGUCUCUAUUUUUGUCUUUAUGAUUCGCACACUACGGUUGAAGAUCCUCUCUGAGGCAGCUGCAGAGGGACGGUUAGUGCGAGGAGCGAAAAACCAACUUCGAAUGUAUCUAACAAUGUCCAUCGCUGCUGCGCAGCCCAUAUUUAUGUACUGGUUUACCUUUCAUCUGGUCAGAUAAGAACGGAAGCACCCUGGAGGAACAGCCAUGUUUCCACCACAGCAUUCACAAAGGAAAGAUCCUCUUCUAUACAGACAUGAGCCAAUUUGCACACACGUAAUAAAAACAAUAGACAUACAUUGUGGAGCCUCAUAGCACAAUAUUGCGCAGCUGUCUUUUGUAUAUUUUUGUCAUGUACGUUUCUAGGAACUAUUGCUUUUGGUUUGUAUGAUGUAUGAUGGGUAAUGUAUUUUUCUGUUUAUGUUUGCAAACCACUCAUGUUAUGACUAUGCCAGGCUGCCACUGUUAAAUACCUGCUGGCAGAUUACCUGCUAUAUAUGUGACUGUUUGGUAACAUUACCUAAAUGAAACUCGCUCUGUGUGAUGUGUUUUGUGUACAUGUAGUCAUUCAUUACUCUGCCCUGAUUGCCACUGUUAUGGAUCAUUCAGAGUCUUAAGGUUACACAAAUACAUGCCUAACUCAGAUUUUAUAGAAAUAUGUCUGGAAGUAACUAUGCUUUUUUUAAGGUUCAUUUGCAUAUCAGUUUUUCCAGAAUUUGGAAAUAAAAAUAAAAGAUGUCCACAAGA
Molecule: messenger RNA, 1584 nt
Organism: Triplophysa dalaica
Lineage: Eukaryota; Metazoa; Chordata; Actinopteri; Cypriniformes; Nemacheilidae
Gene: yif1b
Product: Yip1 interacting factor homolog B (S. cerevisiae)
Exons: 8
Coding region: 136-1017 (293 amino acids)
Biological process (GO): endoplasmic reticulum to Golgi vesicle-mediated transport
Cellular component (GO): Golgi membrane; endoplasmic reticulum membrane; endoplasmic reticulum-Golgi intermediate compartment
Source: RefSeq, a predicted model, not a curated record